Phalaenopsis equestris is the source of this 2216-nucleotide messenger RNA. RefSeq names its product beta-glucosidase BoGH3B-like. The transcript has 10 exons. The coding region runs from base 62 to 1933 and encodes 623 amino acids. The record is from RefSeq and is a predicted model, not a curated record. Gene Ontology annotation, molecular function: beta-glucosidase activity. NCBI's taxonomy places the organism in Eukaryota, Viridiplantae, Streptophyta, Magnoliopsida, Asparagales, Orchidaceae. Gene Ontology annotation, biological process: glucan catabolic process.
CCAGUUGUAAUUUUGUAAUUAAAAUCAAAUUUUGCAUUCUUCAUAGGAUUCUUCUAAAAAAAUGGCAAGAAUACAAGCAUUUUGUAUCUUCAUGUUCCUCUGGGCAUCAAUGGGAGAGGCACGGUAUUUCAAAUACCGAGAUCCAAAGCAGCCAUUGGCAGCACGCAUCCAAGACUUGCUGGGAAGAAUGAGUCUUGAAGAAAAGAUUGGCCAAAUGACACAAAUUGAGAGGCAGGUGGCGACUCCUCAAAUCCUACAAGAUUAUUACAUCGGUAGCAUACUUAGUGGCGGGGGCAGCGUGCCUCGACUCAUGGCGAAGCCGGAGGAAUGGGUGAACAUGGUCAAUGAGUUUCAAAAGGGCAGCCUUUCGACGCGUCUAGGAAUUCCGAUGAUUUAUGGAAUUGAUGCGGUUCAUGGCCAUAACAAUGUCUACAAUGCGACGAUAUUCCCCCACAAUGUUGGGUUGGGAGCUACCAGGGAUCCUAAACUUGUUAAGAAAAUUGGAGCAGCUACAGCAAUAGAAGUAAGGGCAACAGGCAUCCCAUACGUGUUUGCACCAUGUAUUGCUGUCUGCAGGGAUCCAAGAUGGGGUCGAUGCUAUGAAAGUUUCAGUGAAGACCCCUCAAUUGUUAGAGAAAUGACAGAAAUUAUUCCUGGACUUCAAGGAGAUAUUCCACAUAAUAAUCUCAAGGGUUUUCCCCACGUCUCAGGACCGAAAAAAGUCGCGGCAUGCGCUAAGCAUUUUGUUGGCGAUGGCGGGACGCAAAGAGGAAUCGAUGAGAACAACACGAUCAUCAGUAAACAGGGCUUGCUUAACAUUCAUAUGCCGGGUUACCACGACUCUGUCAUCAAGGGUGUUGCCACCAUCAUGAUUUCUUACUCCAGCUGGAACGGGAAAAAAAUGCAUGCUAACCGCGAACUCAUUACAGGCUUCCUUAAGAACACGCUUAAAUUCAGGGGUUUUGUGAUAUCAGAUUGGGAGGGUAUUGACAGAAUCACCUCACCACCCCACGCUAAUUACACAUACUCAGUAGAAGCAUCAAUCAACGCUGGCAUCGACAUGGUAAUGGUUCCUAAUGACUACCCAAGCUUCAUUGGCAACCUGACUGAUCUUGUGAAGAAAAAUGUCAUUUCGAUGAACAGAAUAGAUGAUGCUGUAAGAAGGAUCUUGCGGGUCAAGUUUUCUAUGGGUCUAUUUGAGAAUCCCUAUGGCGACCUUAGCUUAGCGGAUCAGCUCGGGAAGAAGAAACACAGGAAAUUGGCAAGAGAAGCUGUAAGAAAAUCCCUCGUGCUUCUAAAAAAUGGAAAAUCUCCUGAAGAAACAAUAAUUCCUCUUCCGAAGAGAGAUUCGAUGAUCCUUGUUGCAGGGAGUCAUGCUCAUGACAUAGGGCUUCAGUGUGGAGGGUGGACAACAAACUGGCAAGGACAGUCUGGGAAUAUCACUGUUGGAACAACAAUCCUAGAGGCAAUAAAAUCGACAAUACACUCUGACAGUAAAGUAAUCUACUCCGAGUUUCCAAGUGCUAGCUUCAUCCAAGAAAAUGACUUCUCCUACGCAAUAGUGGUGGUGGGAGAAUAUCCCUAUGCGGAAUAUUACGGCGACAACGCUAAUCUAACGCUUCCUGAUCCCGGUCCUAGUAUCAUUGAGAAUGUUUGUGGGUCCAUUAAGUGCGUUGUUAUCAUCAUCUCAGGCAGGCCUUUGGUGAUUGAGCCAUAUGUCCCACUGGUUGAUGCUCUUGUUGCCGCUUGGCUCCCUGGAACUGAAGGAAAAGGUGUUGCAGAUGUGCUCUUUGGAGACCAUGGAUUCACUGGAAAGCUCCCAAGAACCUGGUUCAAGUCUGUGGAUCAGCUCCCUAUGAAUGUUGGCGAUGAACACUAUGAUCCAUUGUUCCCCUUUGGUUUUGGCCUAACAACAGAACCAACCAAGGCCUAAUGUGUUACAAAUUCAUGUUUUUUCUUGCAUAUUUACAUGAUCCUCCUAUGAAGCAGGAGGUGAUUUUUUUUUUUUCUUUCUACUUUGUCUAAAUAUUAUGUUAUUUGAUCAUAUGUAUUGUUUAACUGAGAAAAAAAAAGUUCAUUUUUUGGUGCUUUCUUCUAAUUCCUGAAAUAUUGGUUUUAGUUCGCACAUUAUGCAAAAUGAGAUCUUACUAGCACUUUAUGUGCAAUAAGAACAGCAGAUAUUAUUCUAAUCAAUGUCCAUUGAAGUAAGAAAAAUG